Messenger RNA from Dreissena polymorpha, 3535 nucleotides. Its product is annotated as ribonucleases P/MRP protein subunit POP1-like. Gene Ontology annotation, biological process: tRNA 5'-leader removal. Bases 742 to 3465 code for a protein of 907 amino acids. The transcript is spliced from 9 exons. Lineage: Eukaryota; Metazoa; Mollusca; Bivalvia; Myida; Dreissenidae. The record is from RefSeq and is a predicted model, not a curated record. Gene Ontology annotation, cellular component: ribonuclease MRP complex; nucleolar ribonuclease P complex.
ACAUGGUCCUUAAAGAAUAGUUAAAUGCGCAAAGUUGUUGAUUCUAUUGCAUUUUGUGCGACCAAUCUAAUAAGAUGGAAGCAGGGGUGUUAUGUAAUUAGUAAAAAAAAUACUGAAAGCUUCAAGUGUUGUUGCAUUGGAUUCAAUUUAUUUUGCUGAACAUGUCUGGUGUGAAUUGAAACUAAAAGGGAAAGACAAUAUUUUAAUUGGAAUGAUUUACAGGAGUCCCAACUCUGAUUGUGCCAACAACUUAAGACUGUUUGAAUUAAUCAACAAAGUCUGUAAAUUAAAAUAUUCACAUCAUGUAAUUAUGGAAUAUUUUAAUUUCAAAGACAUUAAUUGGACAACUCUAGAGUGUAACUAUGCCAUUAACUCAGAUGGUCAUCAAUUUUUUGAUACAGUAUUGGAUUGUUUUCUGCAUCAGCAUGUAAAGGAAUGUACCGGUUUUAGAGAGGGUCAUAAUCCCAGCUGUCUGGAUCUUUUAUUCACUACCGAUGAAUCUACAGUACUGGAUAACUUAGUUGUUGUGACAUAGCCCAUUGGUAAAAGUGAUCAUUUGGUUGUGUGCUGCAAACUGUGUUUAUUUACGCAUGAUCUAUCAGAACACCAAGAAAGGCGUCAAUAUUUCGACUAUGAAAGUAUAAGGGCUGAUCUGUCCUCUGUGGACUGGGGCUCAAUAUUUACUAACAGCGAUACAAACAGUGCAUGGACAUUAUUUAAAACUACUAUUGAAGAGGAAACAUGAACAACCAUUUUAAGAGGAAGGCAAGUGGGACGGAACCUGUCUCCAAGAAACACAAAACUGUUGAUGAGGAGGAUGUUUUAGCAUUUGCUCCAAGGGAGGUGAGCAUACUGCAGUAUGCUGAAAGCCACGCCCAGGAGAUUCAUCAGCUGACCAACAAGCUCAAGUUCCGUCCAUGUGGCGCCCAGAUCUCUCAGAAGCUCCCAAAACACAUGCAGCGUCGCGCCAUGGGGCAUGACGUAAAGAGGCUGCCACGCAGUGUCAGGGCACAGUUCACAAACAAGCCAGGUGUAGUGAAAAAGCGUCCAAGCCGAAAAUACAGACGGCGACCUAAGAAUCUAUUGGCGGAGUACACACGCAGACAGAGGCAGCAUGUCUGGCUCGAGACGCACAUCUGGCAUGCAAAGAGGUUCCACAUGACUGAGAAAUGGGGUCACAAGAUUCCCUGGAAGCCCACACUGCGAGGGGAGAGGGCCUCUUAUAGAGCCUCCACAAGGCACUGUCUGAUACAGGACAUUUCUUAUGAAGUUUGCUUGGAGUUGCGUGGAAGACAGGAAUUGCUGAUAGAGGGUUUAAGUCACAUGACCAAUAGGGAGACAGGCCAGACAUUUGCAGCUAUCUCAUGUCUACAAGGUACAAGGGAAGGCCAGACAGUGUUGUAUCACUAUGACAGCUACCCCUGGGAUGCCAUUGGUCCAGUCAGCUUCAUGUGGAAACCCUCUGAGCCAAUCAGAGAGAAGUAUGCAAAUGAGGCAACUUCUGAGCCAAGGGCUGCCGGGGAUGGAAGUAGGCCAGCCAAUCAGAGACAGUUAUGGAUUUGGUGCCAUCCUGCAUGUUUUGAUGAAGUGUGGUCUGAAAUUUUGAAAUGCUUUCAGCUAGUUGAAAGAGGAUCAUUAGAUAAAACAUCAGUAGAAAAUACACAUGUUAAUGCUGAGAACAAUAAAACUGAUGAAAGCAAAAAAGACCAAAUUGUUGAAGCAAGUGAAGUUACAGGGAAUGUAAGCUCUGCUAUAAAAGACAAAUUCAACACUGAUAUCAUUGCUAUAAACGACAAAAGUAAUGUACAAUUGCUAUCAUUGCAUGGGUCCAUCUUAAAAUUUCGUAUGACAGGCCCAGAAUCAGUGGCGGUUCUUAAAGAAACACUGCAGCCAAUAAAUGUACCUCAAGACUCUGAGAAAUCUACAAAAUGGUGGGCCAGUUAUUAUCAGGACAGAACCAACAUGACAAACUACAAGGCACAGUGUGAUUUCCUGGAGACUCUCAGUCAGUGCACAUCGCCGUCAGAGUUGCCCCCUCACUCCAUUGUUGCCAUGACCACCAGGGACCCUCGAAUGACAAGACCAGAAAGGCGCACUAAAGUGGUAACCAGUGAAACCAAUAUUAAUUCCAACCAAGCCAUGAAUCGCGCCCCCAUAUCUGUGGGCAUGUCAACAUCUCCGCUCUGGUGUGAGGAAGUCAGACAGAGAGUUCUGGCUGAGAAACGCACUGAUCAUCAAAUACAUGAUCUGAAAGCAGAUCAGCUUGUGAGAGGGCAGCCCCUAGACCUUGGGGGGGAGGAAUCUGCAGUGCCUGUUAUAGUUAUACAGAGGCCAGGGCCCACAAAAUCCAACACAGGCUGUCAGCAACUCAGCGGAUUUGACCUCUUGUUGCCGAAGGGUUGGGCUAUGCCUUUCUGGCUUGCAUUGGUCUACAGGGGCGCAAGGUGUGGAGGUCUCAGUGAAAGGGAGAGCCAGGCCUUUGAAGGGAGGCAACUCCUGUUCCCUAACGCUUACCCGGAUACUGGAGCUGGGAAAGCAUGCAUGGUUGAGAAGGAAAAAGGGCUUGUGGAGAAAUAUAACCGGAUCCCACCGGCCAAGAGACCCAAUUACACCAAGCUGAAUGUGCCCUCUCCAUUCAGGUGUCCCUGGGAAUUGCUGCUCAGGGACUGGUGUGAAAGGUCUAAUAAAAUUGUUGAAGUUAACAUGGGAAAUGAUAUGGGAAAGAAUAAUGGAGAUAAUACCAAGCACAGGUGUGAAAUGUCCGAUAAAAAUGUUGAAGAUAAGCUGGCAAAUGAUAUGGGAAAGAAUGAUGUAGAUAACAGCAAUAGGGAUGUUUCAGCAAAGAUUUUUGUUUUAAGGUCCUUGAAAACUCUUUGCCAGUUGCAAGCUUUAAGUGAUCCAGAGCAUGGUGUUUUGAAAAGAAAUAAGAAAGGUGAAGUUGAUCUUGAUAAAAAUGCUUUGCUAGAGAAGACCUUAGUUGCAGAGCUUAAUCAGUCUUUGGUGCCAGUGGUGUUGAUGAUGAUCCAGAAGGGCUCACCGCAGGAGUUUGGCCAUAUCUGCAUUCCUUCUCAGUUGGACAUAACUCAGUUAGAAAAAGACAGAGCUUAUGGAGGGCCAUUGGAACCUGCCUGUGAAGAUAGCAUGGAAAUGGAACGUUUGGAGAAGAAAAAGGAACUGAAAGCAAAAGGAAUCAAUGUGAAAGUUUCAGUUGAUAGGACAAUGAAGGUUUUAGGUGAGAAAGAUUCAGUUCUUGUGAACAACUGCAGUAGGGAUGUGAUUGGUUUUACCCAUGUGGGUGGGUACAGUUUAGGGUCGGGCAAUGGGGGAGCCAUGGGGUAUGUGUCAACCCUGGGUCUAAGGCAGCUACUGCUUAGGGGCCCUGUAGGGAGAUUGGGGACAGUGGUGUUGCUACGCUGCCCUACCUCGCUGCAGUACAGGUUUGCAAAGAUGAGCAUUCCGAAUUAAGAUUCACGUCUAGAAACUGUAUGCACCUCGUUACUUAUUGUCAUGCUACAAUAAAGCAUAAUUUUGUAAA